UUACAGAGCCUGGAGGACCGCGAGCGUAAGCACAACAUACACAAGGAACAGCUGUCGCGCGAGCACAGGUUCCUGAGACGGCGACUCGAGCAGCUGACGAACCAGACCGGCCUCCAUGGCCUUCAUGCGCUUCACGGCCUCCACGGGCUCAGCACGAGCGCGCCGACCGGCUCCGUCGCCGCUGCCGCCUCCGCGGCGAUGCUGUCCAAGCGGCGCAGCAUCUCCGAGUGCUCCCUGGGCACGGCGUCCACCAGCUCGACUGGAAGCUCCAGUAACUCGGAUAGGUCUGCAGGUAGCCCAUCCAUCUCGGAGUCCGAUGAAGUGGAUGUGAUUGGUUACACGAGCAAUCAAUCGGACACCGAUGAUCAUAGUAGCGUACAGAGUAGUAGCGACAGCGGUGUCGCGAUGUCCACCUCCAGACUGACUCUCUCCGAGAUGAUGGACAAUCUUUAGACAAAGAGGCGGUGCGAUGGCGGCGAAAGAAGAAGCGGUUGAAGAAGGAAAAGAGAGGGAAGGAUAGGGGAGGGGAGAUAGAGCGAGCGGAAGAAGAUCCAUCGGGGCGUACGAAAAUUGACGGCGCGCGAGAUAUCGACUCAUACACACAUUACAUAUAUACACAUGAAAUGCACAUUUAAAUUCGUACUCAAUGCAACUUUGUCCUUCCAAAAUGGCCUGACUGGCAAAGCAACGUUAUAGAGAAGAAGCAGUCCUUUAGAUGUCACUCGACUUUGCGAAGAUCUUCGACGAACGGAAUAGAUUUCAAAAAAAAAAAUCAGAAAUGAUGGAACUUGGACAGGAUUGCCAUGGCUCGAA
Molecule: messenger RNA, 813 nt
Organism: Temnothorax curvispinosus
Lineage: Eukaryota; Metazoa; Arthropoda; Insecta; Hymenoptera; Formicidae
Gene: Mad
Product: max dimerization protein 4-like
Exons: 3
Source: RefSeq, a predicted model, not a curated record